This is a messenger RNA of Eurytemora carolleeae, 3103 nucleotides long. RefSeq lists its product as uncharacterized. The transcript is spliced from 22 exons. NCBI's taxonomy places the organism in Eukaryota, Metazoa, Arthropoda, Copepoda, Calanoida, Temoridae. The coding region runs from base 655 to 2448 and encodes 597 amino acids. The record is from RefSeq and is a predicted model, not a curated record.
UUACUCAACUCAUCAAAAGUUUGUCAAAUACGAUUGAAGACGAUUUUAAAUCUAUAUUUAACCCUGGCUGGUCUAGAGGCCAGUUCCCUGGAGGGGGGAGGGGAUCAAGGGGAGGUAAAGCCUCAUUUUAGGGUUAACACAGCACAUAAACGAGUAUGGUUGAACCCUGCAGUUAUUGUAAAUUUGAACCGUCUAGUGAACCGGACUACUAAAUCAAAAUCUCCGGUUGAUUCAACAAACAGUUAUAGUGAAGAGCAAGAUUCGUUAGAUGGAUACUCAUUGAGAUUGAAUACUUUACCUCCAGGAGAGGUUGAGUUUGGAUCCGUCCUGACUCUAGAUGAUCGUGAUACCCUGAGCCUGGACGGAUCAACACUUAGUUCCGAAGAUGGAGAAAAAAGUUUGGAAGAACGAGCAUCGUUUAGAACAACGUUAGCUCGAAUCCUUUCACCCUCAAAGCUUGAAACUCUAAAUCAAUCCUCGUCUCUACACGAACCUCGAAAACUCUCUGCAACUAAAGUCGAACAAUCACUAGUUUUAACGAGGCUAGACGAAGAUUUAAAUAAAUCAAAUCUGAACAUUGGAGGAGGUCGGAGACUGACCUCAAACUAUUCUAGAAGGGUUGGAUUUGAUCUCUCCACUUCUGAUGAGAAUCUGAUGGACCAAAGUUCUAGAACUGAAAAGAAAAAGGAUUCCGGGAAAGGUUGGAGGUCUGCAAGAAAAUUAUCCCAGACUGAGCUGAUUCCUGAACUAUUGAUUGAGGAUCUAGUAAUGGAGAAGGUGGAAGAGGGAGGAGGGAAGGAUGAGAAGGAAAAUGAUGAAGAUGAAGAUAAUAGCCUCUGCCGAAGGUACAGUAAUCUACUAGAUUUGCCCACUGUGAAUAUUAAUGACUCAAUCAUCAAUAUACCCGGCAACGCUUUCCAUUUCAACCAAGGGUUUGAAAGCACAGGAGAAGAUGUUUUUUUGAGUCGAAAGUCUGUAUCCACCCCCUGGAUGGAUCAGGCAGAGUUAAUCAACCAUCAGGACACAAGGUUUGUGAAAGACUUUAAACCCUUCUUCUUCCUUUGCCAAAUCAGUGGACUUUUCCCUCAGGAAUUAUCUUGGAAACUUCCGUUUAGUUGGUGUUACUGGGGAACCUUUGUGUCCUUGGCGCACCUCCUUAUUCUCCUCUUCCUAUUAGGCUUCUACAUAGUUCAGGUUGGAUUAAAGCUCCGAACUGGAUUGUUGUUUGUAUCCUACAACCUAGCCUGGAUAGUUCAUAUUUCACAUUCAAUAGAUUGGAUUCUCGUAUUUUUUCAUCAAAAGAAGACCUUUAAACAAAUCUGGCAGGGUUAUAGGAAGUUCUACAGAUACCUGCUCGCUGAUAGGUCAGAUCGUAGCUGUAUCAGGUUUACCUGGAAAACCUUCAUAGGUUGGGAGAUCAUGUUUAUCCUGACCGCAGCUGCCCUGCUGGUCAAAUCAUACUCAGACAGGUUCUUUUGCGUGGAGGAGAAUUCUCAUAAUACAACAACAACAACAAUACCAUUUACAGGAUCUAACAUAAAGUUUCGCCAAACCAUCCUAGCUACAGUGGAUCAACUUGAUAUAGUGAGGAACAAUUCUACCGUCAUUAUUCAAGAUGUACUGUUCUGGAUCCAUCUGGCCUGCAACCUGCUAUGUCUAAAUGUCGUCUUUCUCAGUGAGGUGUUUUUUAUGAUGUUGAUUUCUGUGAUAUUUCAUGCUUUCUCCUUCCUACACAAGCAAAUAAACGAACUUCUUGGCAAACCAGACAGUGUAUUUCAUCUGCAAGCAAUUCAUGAUCCACUGGAUGAUAUGGAGAGUAUAAAUAUGGAGAAUGUGCUGAGAUCUGAUCUUAAAUCUGCAAAAACAAGAUCUAGAAGAAGUUCGAGAUUUGGAGGUCCAGGAAGAGAAGGAGGAGGAGGAGGUGAAGAGGGAGGAGAAGGUACUCGUCCUAAUGUUGGUAUCAGUAUCCGAGCACUUUGGGAGCAAAUGGAGGAGUUGAUCGAUCUGUUAGAUCAGGUCAACUCUGUGUUUGGUAUGACCUUGCAGUUCCUCGCUCUGGAGUACCUCAUCUUCUUCCCUGCCCUUUUGUACUUCGUUAUAGAAUUGUACCCUGAGCUGAGUUACCUGAGUUUGGCUGGGUUCCUAGUCACCUGUAUCAUUCUGGGAAUUAGAAGUUUUGUAUUUACUUCUGUGUGUGCUAGAGUUCAUGAGGAGUCCCAGGCACCAAUUAAUACUUUGUACAGGGCGUAUGUGAAAGGAGAUGUUAGCAUUCAAGAUUAUGAUAUUGUAAAUAUGUUUAUAACAAGACUAUCCACAACCACCAUAGCAGUCAGAACCUGGAGCAAGUUCCCCAUAACACGGCAAACAUUUUCCAUCAUAUUUAUUUGUGUUUUUGGGAUUCUGGCUCUUUUACUACAAUCAGAGCACACUAAUGUGGCCCUGAAUUAGUGUAUUCACAUAUAGAGAGUAGUAUUUAGAGACAAAGGUUUAACUGUGGUUUCACUCUAUUCCUACUCAUGUCGUCUUCUUUUACGGGACGACCUUACCGAGGGUAGGGGUGCAGAGCCGCUAUAAGCACCACAAAAUUACCUCCGGAUCCUACUGAUAUGCAGAAUGACCUCCAAGUCCUGCUAAUCCUCUCCUUGCCUCGCUACGUCUCCAAGCCUUUGCAAUUCUGUCUCCGCGUCCCGCAUUUAGAUCUCCGAUUGCUGUUUAUACUUUUUACAGCUUAACCAACCAAAAAUUUAAAUAAAUCUCUUCAUAGUAGAAUCCACAAUACUUUAAACAAUUACUUAAUUAGCAUUUCAAAUAUUAGUUCUUUUCUUGUGAAAAGUUUACACAAAGCAUAAGAUAAAAGCAUGAAUUCAAGAGUUUCUCAAUUCUGUUAUGUGAAUUGGUGCUCAUACAGUUCGUACAUAAUACACCUUUAUAAUAAAAAAAUCAAAAAGUCUAAUAAUUGAGGAGUCUCGCAACAAUUCUUUUUGGGUUUGGUCCAAAAAAAAGACUAAGGGUAAGAGUAGGAAUAGGGCAAAAUUUUUUUUAAAAAGUACCUUGUAAAAGUUUUGAAAUUUUCCUUCAUUUUUGACAUAUAUAUAAAAUGUUA